AUGAACCAAAGCAAAGAGGAAAGUAAUUCAAGUGGCGACGCAGAGAAAAGUGUCAAAGCAGCUGCUGAGAAACAAGACAAUGAUUCUGAAGUAAAGACAGUAGGAGCUGCGGGAGAAACAGAGUCUGUUGCUGCUGCAGCAUUACCUGCGGAGCCGCUUAACUUUGAUGACUUCAACUCGGCAAAAGAUAUGGAGGUAAUGGGAAUGGAGAGAUUAAAGACUGAACUUCAGUCUCGUGGACUGAAAUGCGGAGGGACAUUACAAGAGAGGGCUGCAAGGCUGUUCUUGCUUAAAUCUACACCACUCGAUAAGCUCCCAAAGAAAUUGCUGGCCAAGAAAUGA
This is a messenger RNA of Eruca vesicaria subsp. sativa (arugula), 342 nucleotides long. The record is from the annotation of a GenBank genome assembly. NCBI's taxonomy places the organism in Eukaryota, Viridiplantae, Streptophyta, Magnoliopsida, Brassicales, Brassicaceae.